This is a messenger RNA of Frieseomelitta varia, 3311 nucleotides long. RefSeq lists its product as uncharacterized. Gene Ontology annotation, cellular component: cytoplasm; nucleus. Gene Ontology annotation, biological process: inositol phosphate biosynthetic process. The transcript has 9 exons. Lineage: Eukaryota; Metazoa; Arthropoda; Insecta; Hymenoptera; Apidae. The coding region runs from base 121 to 2814 and encodes 897 amino acids. The record is from RefSeq and is a predicted model, not a curated record. Gene Ontology annotation, molecular function: inositol tetrakisphosphate kinase activity; inositol-1,4,5-trisphosphate 3-kinase activity.
UUCUUCUAAAAAUAAUUUUUGCUACGAAUUUAUGAAUCUUUUCUAAAAAUUGUAAUUGUAAAAAUUUUUUUUUUUCUUUGUAUUAUCAAUCUGGAACAAAAUGCAGAAUACGACAUCAUUAUGGGCAGCCGGACGUUCUCGUCGAACGACGACGUGGUCGUUGCGAGUCGAUUGCGAAUCGGCAUCGGGGACGAUUUAACGAGCGGUCCGCCGAAGGGAACGGUGAAGAUCAUGAGUGUGACUUAUGUGUCGAGCAUCGACGAACAUCUCUCGAUACGAAACGAUUCACCUGCAAAUGGAAAGGUCAACGAAAGCAAGGGAGAAGAAGGGAGAGACAGCAAAGGCAGUCCCUUCAAAAUGAAUUGCGGCCGAUUGUUCAAACCGGGUCAGUUGAUCAAGCUACGUUUCCCAUCUAGCUCUCACGUGGUUCAUGGAAUCGAACGCGACGACCUCUAUUAUCGUCGACGCCGUGGCCGCGAUUGGUUCAGAGUCAGUGCGCGAUGUGUCGCCUGUAUUUCAAAUCGUGCGUCGAGCAGCCGAGCGGCGUCGUUGAGAGGACAACAAUGUGUAUCCUCUCGGCAUGGUGGCCGAUGUGACGAUCAACAACCGCUCUCAAUCCACGAAACGACACGAUCGAGACAACUGUUGCUAGGACCAGGUUGCAACGAAGUCGGAAACCAGGAAUGUUCGAAGAAUAGUUCCAUCACCGGCGAGAAAUCGGAAGCGAGGCGUCGUCGUUCGUGGAAGCAACAAAACAACGUGUGGUGCACGUCGUCCUCGAACGCGGUACAAUCGUCGCGUAAACGACGCGUAGGCAUCGUGGAGAAUCAGUACGUCGCGGAGAGCGAUGCCGGCUCGUUGGUAUGCGACUUGGCUCGGCGCUUGGAACGAGUGCUCGGUGAAAAGAACAGCGUCGCCGCGAUGAAGUCGAAGAAGCAACAGAAGAACGCCGUGGCGCGCGCGGUAGACCCGAUAGAGGAGAAUGAAACGUACGACGAGUUCGACACGGUGAGAAUGCCGGUGGUGAGGUCCCUUAGCAAGAGCCCGCAGAGCGACGAGGGCAUCGAGACGGACACGGAUCGUAGAAGAGGAUCGAUGGCACGAUGCUGGAGCCUCGACUCGGCCGCGGCCAGCGACGAGGACACGUCUCUCACCAUUCACCAACAAAAACGGCACAAACUACGGGUUACUAGGUGCUGCAGCUCCGACAGCGCAGUGCUCAGCGACGAGGAUCAAAUAAAAGGAUGGGACAGUACCAGUAUGGUGGAGGGAAGUGAGACUGAGCACAACGAGGGAAGGCCUAGGUACUGGAGAACACCCAGUGUAGUCGUUAGCGAUUACUCCGAUUACUCUUACUUGGAUGAAAAACUGGAGAGGAAUGAUCUUGAUCUUGAAAAGUACGAGGGGACCAGCGGCACUCCCAGCCAAGCAAGCAGCUGCUCUUGCCUGGAUUGCGACGAAAUCCGUGAAUCUCUGGAUACUCAGUUCCUGCAAGUCUGUCGUUCAAGCAGACGACAUUCAGACUCUUGCUGUUUGUGUCCUGAUUCUAUGAACGCUGUCGCUGUAAGAAACUUCAACGAGGCUGGAAACAGGAGAAACUCCUGCCUGGAUUCCACCGACUCCUACUACACCAAGCUCGACGCACAGUUCACACGGUACCCGUCGGAGAACUCGCCAGACUUGCAAGAGAAAACGAAAAUUGGCUUCCUGAACAUUCCACCGGCGCGAAAAAUUUCAGACUGCUCCACCACGUCCAGCCUCAGCGGGGACGAGUCCGACGUCGCUGAGCCGCAAGUGAUUAAGACGUCCAAGUCGUCAGGCUGGAGGAAACUGAGGAAUAUAGUUCACUGGACACCUUUCUUCCAAACCUACAAGAAACAACGGUAUCCGUGGGUACAACUAGCGGGUCAUCAAGGGAACUUCAGAGCGGGGCCCACCCCAGGAACGAUACUGAAGAAACUCUGCCCACAAGAAGAAGCUUGCUUUCGUCUGUUGAUGAACGACAUACUGAGGCCGUACGUUCCGGAGUUCAAGGGUGUUUUGGAUGUAAACGAUACGGAGGAAAGUAACGUUGAGGGCAACGAGGCCGGGGAGACCCUUCAGAAGGACAGCAACAGUGAUAACGUGACCAAGAGGACCAUAGUCUCCUCUUACUUGCAGUUGCAAGAUCUUCUUGGAGAUUUCGAACAUCCGUGUGUGAUGGACUGCAAAGUUGGAGUGAGAACGUACUUGGAAUCGGAGCUCGCGAAAGCCAAAGAAAGACCCAAGUUACGAAAAGACAUGUACGAGAAAAUGGUACAAGUGGAUCCGUCAGCACCGAGCGCCGAGGAACGCCGGGUGCAAGGAGUGACGAAACCAAGGUACAUGGUCUGGCGUGAGACGAUCUCCAGCACGGCCACGCUAGGUUUCCGUGUCGAAGGUAUCAAACUCGCCCACGGAGGCUCGUCGAAGGACUUCAAAACGACGAGGACUCGGGAACAGGUUACGGAGGCGCUGAGACGUUUCGUGGAAGACUAUUCGCACGCCGUGCCCAAGUAUAUCCAACGUCUGAAAGCGAUCAGGACCACGUUGAAGGCAUCCCCGUUUUUUGCCUCGCACGAGGUCGUUGGGUCCAGCUUGUUGUUCGUCCACGAUGCCAAGAACGCUGGCAUCUGGAUGAUUGACUUCGCGAAAACGUUGCCUCUGCCUCAGCACUUGCCGAGGAUCUGUCACGACGCCGAGUGGAAAGUGGGGAAUCACGAGGACGGGUAUCUGAUUGGCGUGAACAAUCUGAUAGACAUAUUCCAAGACAUAUGGAAUUCAGAGGGGACGUAAUACUGUUACGAUCAUUUCCCCUGGAUACAAGUUGACGCUGCGAUGACGAGGAUAUCGAGUUGAUCAUUCUUGAUCUUGCAAAUGUAAAUGCAAAAGCACCUUCUUUGCCCCUUUCUACGGCUCUACCACUUUGUACUUUUGUGAAAUUGUGUACAUAGAUUGACGGAUUUUUUUUGGUACGACGCGAUAUCCUCUCACGAGAAAACGGACCAAAGACACGGCGGCUCUCUGUUGCCGCCUAGGUAUUUCGUAGUUAAGUCUUCCUAUUAACGUAGAGACGACGCGCGAGAGAGAACUUCUGAAAGCAAUAAUUUAAAUGACGUUAAGUAAUAAGUUUUAUUUAUGCGCAACGCUCGCAAGAGUUCUUCUUGAUACAAGAGAAAGAAGAAACGACGAUGUUUCCUGAUUUUUUUUUUUUUUUUUUUUUUUGUAUUUAAAAUCGUACCAUGCAUCUGUAAAUAAUUCGACACUCAAAUACAAAAGAAACUUCACGAUCA